Molecule: messenger RNA, 4498 nt
Organism: Apis mellifera (honey bee)
Lineage: Eukaryota; Metazoa; Arthropoda; Insecta; Hymenoptera; Apidae
Product: ankyrin repeat and BTB/POZ domain-containing protein BTBD11
Exons: 13
Coding region: 138-4442 (1434 amino acids)
Molecular function (GO): protein heterodimerization activity
Source: RefSeq, a predicted model, not a curated record
CGAAUGAUCAAGAAAUGGACGAAUGAACGAACUAUCCACUUAAUAUUCGUCAUUUUUAACCAUUCUUCUUCUUCCAAAGAAUCGAUCGAAUAAGAGGCUUCGCUUCAACAAAAUGUAAUCGCACGAAAGUUUUUUCCAUGCCAUCGAGAAAACGAAAAUCAUGCGGAGGCAAGGAUUGCAAGUGUAUGAUCUGUCGCGAGCUGAGUGACUGCAGGAUGCCGGCUAAUCUCGAGGCUCCACCUCGCCGCGAGGGCGUCAACUUCAUCCUACGUCGGGCCCUGCCAUUCACAAAUAAAUCUCCGACCAAAGAAUGGUUAAACGUGACCGAUGAUAAAUCGUCACGCGACGAGGAUAACGGCAUCACGGGGGAGAAAAUUGAUCGCAGGCGUAAAUCGGGGGGCGACACGAUGACGCAGGUGAUGGUGGGGGUUGAGAACAACUCGAGGAAAACCGACAGAGACGUGGCCCACAAGACCGUGAUCUACUUUGGUGACACUAAUCCCAGGCAGGGCAAACUCAAAGAAGGGGGUGAAUCGAAAAGGGAGGAAUCGAAGAAAAUAGGGGAUUCGAUGAGGGAGGAGCGAGUUGUUGAUUCAGGUUCAGAGGACGGAAGGUGUGGCGAUGGGGAUAGAAACGAGAGGCAACGAUCGAGCCUUGCAGAGAAGGAGGAGGAGGCGGAGAGGACCAAGGUCACGCACGAAAUCGUGGUGAACGUUAGCCCCAGCAGGGAGGACGUGCUCAGGAUCGAGGAGGAUGAGAGCCAGGUCGUGGAUUAUUGGUCCUUGCCGGGGGACAACACCGGGUUCAAGGCAGACUGGAGCUUCGUUCAACAGUGGCGCCUGAGGGGACCGGCUGGUGGAAGUGGACGAGAAUUGUAUUGUCAUCCAUAUUCGAAAGACUUCACAGAAAAUUCUCCAAAAAACGGAGUUCACAAUAUGGUUCAUAUGGUGGCAGAAAGGGACACGGAUAGCGUUGCCCCAACGCCAACGCCUCAACACCCCCAUCACUCUCAACAUCAUCAUCUUAGUUUACAUGAAAUUCGUGCCCUUCAGAGGCGACCAGAAUGUACCGGUAAUAGUUCAUCGGAUGAGAAUCGAUCUUCUGGACAUGCAAGUAUGUCGGACACAGGCGGGCACACGAGUAGCAGUUCACCGCCGCAUCGUCACCAUAGAGCACACAGUCCGCAACAAUUAAACUCUGUACCAGAAGACGAUCGUUUAUCGGCUUCGGUUACCCAAAGAAAUGGCAGGAGUAGAUCUGGACAGAAUCGCAAUAGACAUAGAGCUACACCUGCUAAGUUACAGGUCCCCUGGUCAGGCUCUGGUCUAGAAGACAUAAAACUAGCAAUCCAGCAGCUUACUAUGCGUUCUCAUAAAUCAUCUUCCACCUAUUCCUCUUUAAGUGGAUCCGAAAGUUCAGAACCAGCUGUAAGGAGGCUGAUGAGACAUUCGAGCUUAGAAACUAUCAAUACCAAUGUAACCAGUGCGGAUGAAUUCGUUUGGGUAGAUUCUCACAAUCGAUUGGUGGAGUUACAGCAAUUACCAUGGACGCACCAUGAUGUCCUUCGUGUAUUGCAAAAUGGUCGUACCAGGGAGCAUAUGGAGCAAGUUUCUAUGGAGACGAUACCACGUCUUUCUUACCUGCUACAAAGAGCACUGGUCAGAAUUGGCAGAGAAACUCAGAGAUUGGCCAAACCUGUUGGUCUGUGUAGCAAGCACGAGGUGUAUAGCGCAUUCAAAAUUGUGCUUUGUCCGGCUUUGGCGGAUUCUUGCACUAAGGCGUGCUUGCGUGCUGCAGCAAUGUUCGCUGUAUCUGGUGAUCAGCUAAAACAAUCAAAAGCCUCUCGUUCAGGAUUACAAUUACCAGUAGGACGAUUUUUUCGCUGGAUGUCUGAUGUACGACUAGGAAGAAUGAUACAUGAAUAUGCAGCUAUAUAUUUAACCGCUGGAAUCGAAAAUCUGUUGGAAGAAAUAUUAUUGCAAUGCAUACCGAGUGAUUCUCAUACGACUUUAACUGCAACUAUGUUGGAACAUGCUAUUGCAAAUAGUGGAGAUUUAUGGGGUCUUCUUCAACCUUAUGCACAUCUUAAUGCUGGUCGAACAGCAUCAGGUGCACUUGCCAUGCCACGUUGGGCCAGUGUCAGUUCUCUAAAUUCAUCGUCAUCAUCCCGUAGCGGAAGAGAUGCAGCGGGAUCAACGUUAGAACCAUCACUUUUAACCACCUGUGUAGGAUCGAUAUCGGAACUAAUAGAUUUGAUCUCGAAGGUGGCGCAAGCUGGACGUUCAACUAUACCCUUGACAACAAAGGCAUUGAACGCUCUCUUUUAUUACAUGAGGUGUUCACAGUUAGAACAUGGUGAACGAGGUUCUGGAAUACAAGAGCUUGCGUAUGAACGAGCAUACGUUGUACUUCCACCGCUAGUCGAAUGGCUAAGAGUUGCGACCGCUCAUGCAGAACAUAGGCAUGGACUAGUUGUAGAUCAAGAUGAUAUUAAUCAAACUGCCAGAUUGUUAUUGCCUGGUGUAGAUUGUCCUGUUAGACCAAUAUGUUUCGAGGAAGUUUCAAUGUGUUCGAAACGUAUCGAUGACUCUGAAUAUGUUCGUCUUUUGACCAUGGAUAUGGCAUUCAAGAUGUUAACAAGUGGUCGUACAGAUCUCAUAGCUCAAGCUAUACCUUUGUUGCCAUCAACAAAACUUAAUACUGUGAAUGAUAGUGGUUUUACUGCAUUAAUGAUAGCAUGUAUAAAUAAUGAUGAAACAGCUGUUCUAGCAUUAUUAGACGCUGGCGUUGAUUUGAAUAUUGAAAGUCCACCUCCAGCUACUGGACAAUCAGCAAAUACACCUUCCAAAACACCGGUUACUCCAAAUAUAUCAAAUGUUAGAACUCCAGUCGCAUCAUCUGCUAUAAUAACUCCAGGAAAAAAUAUGCAGUCUCCAAAUUCAUCUUCCAGUUCACCAAGCAUAUCCAAUAAUAUUUUUAAUAACAUAUGUUGUAAUCAAUCUGGAUUCAAUGCAGAAACGCAACAUUGGACUGCUUUAACUUACACAGCAUUAUUAGGACAUUGUAACAUUGCUAGAAUAUUAUUAGAAAGAGGUGCAACUGUUGAAGGUGGUGCUAAAUUAAGCGAAGAUAAAUCCACAGUUACACCAUUGCAAGCAGCUACGGCAUCUGGUAAUUCUGAAAUGGUAGCAUUACUUUUGGCUCAUGGAGCCCAACCAUUUUUAUCAACUUUGAUAAAAGAUUCAUUUUCAUAUUCUGGUUCAGCUCAACGUGGUUGUUAUAGUGCAAUAUCAGUAGCAACAGUUCAUGGUCAAAGGAAUUGUCUACAUCAAUUAUUAUCUCAUCCAUUGAAUUUCUCCGCCAAACGAGGAGAAAAAGAAGUAUUGUCAUUAGAAGAAAUUUUGGCAGAAGGUAGUGCCAAUACUAGUCCACAACAACAAACUGUAGACGGAAGAGGAAAUAGAAAAGAAGGAAAAGAACCAGUUUUUAAUAAAGUUCAAAAUAAAGCUUUACAAGAAGCAAUGUAUCAUAGUGCGGAAAGCAACCAUUUAGAUAUCACAAUGGAACUUCGUGGAUUAAAAGUAGGUUGGACAUUACAUUGUUGGAUGCAUAGUUUAGCAACAGCUCACGAAAUGAGAUUAGAUUCUAUAAUAGAUCAAUUGCUUCAAGAUUUUCUUCAAGUAUGUCCAGAUGAUUAUUCAACACAAUUCGUACAAGAAUGUCUUCCUUUAUUAUUCAAUAUUUUUAGAUACAGUAAGAAAGAAGGUACAACUCUUCUUCUCGCAGAUAUUUUUUGUACAUGUUUUGGAUGGGAACCAAUAAAACCCAUUCGAGAUACAACACUUUCUAGUGGAUCUAGAAUAGAUCCUAAGUUUGUAAAUAAUCCAGAAUUAAGCGAUGUACAAUUUAGAGUGGAAGGAAGAGUUUUCUAUGGUCAUAAAAUUGUUUUAGUCACAUCAUCACCGAGAUUUAGAAAUAUGUUAAGUUCGAAAUUAUGUGAGGGAAAUCCUCCUAUUGUACAAAUUAACGAUAUUCGUUAUCAUAUUUUUCAGAUGGUUAUGGAAUUUUUAUAUCAUGGUGGUUGUGCUAAGUUAGAAGUUAAUCAAAGUGACGUUUUGGAAUUAAUGGCUGCCGCGAACUUCUUUCAAUUAGAUGGUUUACUUAGGUACUGUGAGGCACAAUGUUCUUCGAUGGUUGAUCUUGACAAUAUCGUUUCUAUGUAUAUUCAUGCAAAGGUUUACAAUGCUAUGCAACUUCUGGAAUACUGUCAAGGAUUUUUAUUACAAAAUAUGGUUGCUUUAUUAACUUAUGAUGAUUCAGUAAAACGUCUAUUAUUUGCCAAGAAAUUGCCUAAUCAUGAUGUUCUCGCAGGACUCCUUCUUACUUUGCAAGCAAGAAUAAAAGCUAGACGAUCUCAGCAACAAAAUAAAUUAAAAACUUAGAAAUAUUAUGUUUAUAUUAGUAUUAUAUUAGUAUCAUUUCUAUUUUUUUUUUGUUG